GGAGACGGUCCACUUGAAAGGACAGCAGCAUCGCCAAAGCUCCUCUCCUCCCAUUGACUGGUGACUCAAAGUUAGGUCAAAGAUGGCUAACUCUUUUACGCGACUGGUGACGGGCCGCAACUCUGCCGCCCUGCUGGCCACUUUGGGGGCGGGCACUUUAGCGACCGGCCUCCUGUUGAGCGACAGUAGCUCUUUGGCAGCGGAGGCCAGGAAGAAGCUCUAUCCUGCUAGCUCCGACUUCCCUGACCUGCGUAAACACAACAACUGCAUGGCGACGGCGCUGACGCCCGCUAUUUACGCCAAAUUGCGGGACAGGGUCACCCCCAACAACUGGACCUUGGACCAGUGCAUCCAAACGGGCGUGGAUAACCCCGGCCACCCGUUUAUCAAGACCGUGGGCUGCGUGGCGGGUGACGAGGAGAGCUAUGAGGUGUUUGCGGAUCUCUUUGACCCGAUUAUUAUGGACCGCCACAACGGUUACGACCCUAGAACCAUGACCCACCCCACUGACCUGGACGCCUCCAAGCUGACUCACGGCAUGUUUGACGAAAACUACGUGCUGUCGUCUCGAGUGCGCACGGGUCGUAGCAUCCGCGGUCUCAGCCUCCCGCCCGCCUGUAGCCGGGCGGAACGCCGCGAAGUAGAGCGCGUGGCUGUCACGGCGCUGGCCGGCCUCAAGGGGGACCUGGCGGGUCGCUACUACAGCCUGGGAGAGAUGACCGAGAGCGAACAGCAGCAGCUCAUUGACGACCACUUCCUGUUUGACAAGCCCGUGUCGCCCCUGUUGACAUGUGCCUUCAUGGCGCGAGACUGGCCGGACGCCAGAGGCAUCUGGCACAACAACGAGAAGACCUUCCUGAUCUGGAUCAACGAGGAGGACCACACCAGAGUCAUUUCCAUGGAGAAGGGGGGCAACAUGAAGAGGGUCUUUGAGAGAUUCUGCAGAGGACUCAAGCAGGUGGAACACCUGAUUCAGGAGAGGGGCUGGGAGUUCAUGUGGAACGAACGCCUGGGCUACAUCCUCACAUGCCCCUCCAACCUGGGCACGGGCCUCAGGGCGGGCGUGCAUGUGCGCCUCCCCAAACUCAGCAAGGAUCCACGCUUCUCCAAGAUCUUGAACAACCUGCGUCUGCAGAAGAGGGGCACAGGCGGCGUGGACACGGCAGCCACAGGCGACACUUUCGACAUUUCCAACAACGACCGUCUGGGCAAGUCUGAGGUGGAGCUGGUACAGCUGGUGGUGGACGGCGUCAACUACCUGAUCGAGUGCGAGAAGCGGCUGGAGAAGGGCCAGGACAUCAAAGUCCCGCCUCCCGUCACCAUGUCUCGCAAAUAGAUGUGGCUACCUCAAGCGCAAUUCACAAAUAAUUAAAAGUCCUAGAAUAUGCAUUGACUUGUUGUUACACUUCAUCCAUUUACAAAUAUGUACAUGAUCAGAAAGAAUAUAACAACGGUUAUUACAGAAGAGAUUGCGUAAGUAGGGAAGGGCCAGCUCAUGGAGUGCUUUAAAGGUAAUGACAAGGAUCUUGCAGUUGAUUCUUUGUUUGACUGGGAGCCAGUGAAGUUGACGGAGAAUGGGGGUGAUGUGGUCACUGGUGGGUGUCCGAGUGAUGAGGCGUGCUGCUGAGUUUUGGGGGAGCUGCACUUUCUGGAGGGUCAUAUUUGGGAGACCGAAGA
This is a messenger RNA of Corythoichthys intestinalis (scribbled pipefish), 1677 nucleotides long. RefSeq names its product creatine kinase, mitochondrial 2a (sarcomeric) (gene ckmt2a). Gene Ontology annotation, molecular function: creatine kinase activity. Gene Ontology annotation, cellular component: mitochondrion. Bases 83 to 1336 code for a protein of 417 amino acids. Lineage: Eukaryota; Metazoa; Chordata; Actinopteri; Syngnathiformes; Syngnathidae. Gene Ontology annotation, biological process: phosphocreatine biosynthetic process. The transcript is spliced from 10 exons. The record is from RefSeq and is a predicted model, not a curated record.